Helianthus annuus (common sunflower) is the source of this 1488-nucleotide messenger RNA. RefSeq lists its product as uncharacterized. Gene Ontology annotation, molecular function: nucleic acid binding; zinc ion binding. Bases 582 to 1277 code for a protein of 231 amino acids. The transcript is spliced from 2 exons. Lineage: Eukaryota; Viridiplantae; Streptophyta; Magnoliopsida; Asterales; Asteraceae. The record is from RefSeq and is a predicted model, not a curated record.
UUCUCUACCAAACCCUUGCCCUUCUGCCGUCACUCAAAAAGUUGUUGCCACCAUUUUUACUUUAUCCAUCCUACCCAUAAAUCUCUUUGACCACCGACCCACUAUACUUUCUACAAACCUUACCCACUAAAGUAUUUCCUACAAAUCAAUUUUUUGGUUUGCUUUAGUUUCUGUUCGACUCAAAAUUGAACAUACGAAACCCACUUGUCUCAGCAACUCCUGCCGUUACUCUGUCUUUUGCUGAAAUCCAAACCCUUGCUGCUACUUUGUCUUCUGCCGAAACCCUUAUUACCGAUUCCAUGGCCACAUCGACACACACUACCACCGAAACUCCUCUCCAUUCCCUUCUUCACUUCAUACCUCUCAAACUAAACUCCACAAACUACCUAGCAUGGUCCCAACAAGUCUCUCUUGUUCUCACUCUUUAGAACUUGAUUGGACAUGUUGAUGGCACCUCUUCUAAACCACCCGAAACCGUUCUUAAGGCCGAUAAACCUGUCCCAAACCCAGCUCGUACUGAAUGGUUAACCAAGGAUCAAUCGGUAUGUCUCCUUCUUCAGUCCUCUCUCUCCGAGGAAGCCAUGUCCGAAAUUAUUGGCAUCUCUAAUGCUCGUCAGAUCUGGUUGGCUUUGGAAACAGCGUAUAGUCUCUGUUCCACUGACCGUAUGCAUAUCUUACGUGAUAAUCUGCGCAUGUUGCAAAAAGGUUCUUCCUCUGUGGCUGAGUUUGGCCGAAAAUUUAAAACCAUAUGUGAUCAACUUGCUGUUAUAGGUCACCCGGUCGAUGAAACUGAUAAAUGUCAUUGGUUUCUAUGUGGUCUUGGAACCACUUUUGAACACUUUUCCACAACCCACCGUGCCUUAGGCACUUCAUCCUUUCGUGAAUUGCUUGGGAAAGAAGAAAAUCAAGAAACCUUCAUGACAUCCCUUCACGGACAGAAUACUCCUCGGGUUGCCUUUGUUGCUCAGCAGUCCCGUUCUGGUAACACAUCUCGUUCCUCUUCAGGAUCCUCUUAUACUAAUCGGGGUCGUGGCCGUGGUCGAAAUUCUGGUCGCGGUCGUGGCAAGCGACCCCCUCAUUGUCAAUUAUGCAGGAAAGAUGGUCACUAUGCAAAUACGUGUCCCAAUUUGGCUUCUUUUGCUAAACAAGCCGCUCCUCUUGAUGCCAACUUGGCCGAAGCUUUCCAUGCUCAAUGUCAUGUCACUGAUGACUACCCAGACUGGACCGGUGAUACAGGAUCGAAAGACCAAGGAAAUCCUGGCAAAAGGGACAUGUGAGAAUGGACUUUACGUCCUUCGUGAAGGGAAUCAUGCUUUCGUGGCCUACUACUAUACUCCUCAUCUCAAGGCUUCUUUUGAACGCUGGCAUGGUCGCCUUGGACAUGUUUCCUUUGAUAUUAUUUCUAGAUUGCAUAAACUUGGUUCAUUGUUUGUUACGUCGUUGUUACCUAAACCUAGUAUUUGUUCUCCUUGUCAAAUGUCUAAGUCG